AUGCGGCUGACCGUGCGAGGUCAGAGAGCUGUGGCGCUGCUGCAUUUCAUCUGCCUCCUCUGGGCGACCUUCGCCAUGACUCAAAAUUUGGGGUUGCCCAGGUCGGUCCGGAAAGUGCACGACGACAGUUAUGGCGGCCAAUGGAAAUACCUCACCUUCCUCAACCAGCUUCUACAGACAGUGCUGUACUUAUUGUGUUUCACAAUUGAUGCUGUAGCUCUGUUUGUCCCUUCCCAAGAAGAGAAAGUGUCAUCUACAGUGGUGCCUGUUAGAGAUUUCAUCUUCUCUGCAUAUGUAUUUCCUGUUGGUUUAUUUGUACCUGUUGCUUUCUGGGGACUUUAUGCCAUUGACAGAGAACUAGUGUAUCCUAAAGAGCUGGAUGAUAUUAAUCCGAAUUGGCUUAAUCACAGCAUGCACACUACUAUCCUGCCACUGCUUUUCAUAGAGCUGGUUAUAUGUCCACAUAAGUAUCCUCCUAGACGGAAAGGACUAUUGGGACUUGGCAUCUUUGUAGUUGUAUACCUAUCAUGGAUAUUUUGGAUACAUCAUGUGUCAGGGAUUUGGGCUUAUCCAGUUUUAGGAGUGCUUGGCCUACUUGGAAAGGCGGUGUUCAUCGUUAUCGCUAUGAGCAUAAUGCUCACCUUCUAUUUCCUCGGGGAGCGCCUAACAAAAUGGCUGUGGGCAAAGCAUUGA
Messenger RNA from Thamnophis elegans (Western terrestrial garter snake), 693 nucleotides. RefSeq names its product androgen-induced gene 1 protein-like. Gene Ontology annotation, cellular component: endomembrane system; membrane. Lineage: Eukaryota; Metazoa; Chordata; Lepidosauria; Squamata; Natricidae. The record is from RefSeq and is a predicted model, not a curated record. The transcript is spliced from 6 exons. Bases 1 to 693 code for a protein of 230 amino acids.